UCAGUACAUUUAAACAAGUCAAAAUUAAGCAGUGAAUUGUUGAACUCAAGUUAUUAUUAUUUUUUUUUUUUUUGAAUUAAUUCAAUUUAAAUUGAUUUUUAAGAAUGAUGUUAUUGUAUAUUGCACUUGGGAUUACAACACUCGUUGCUCCCUCUUUUCAACAUAGACCAAUUCAAAAUAUGACUGUAGUUCAUGUUUGGAAAAAUUUGGAAUAUGGUUUCGAUUGUGUUGAGGAUUACAAAUACGCCAUUCGAAGCAGAAGCUAUAUAGAAGAGGGAUUUAAGAGGCCUUAUGAUGUUGAUAUGGCAAUUGAUAAACAUGGUGAGGUGUCAAUUUUCAUCGCAACGCCACGAAUCGUAAAUGGAAUUCCAUAUACUUUAGCUAAAGUUUCUAAAAUAAAAGGAAAAUAUGGAAAAAAGUUGUUAGCAUAUCCUAACUUCCAAGCACAUUCAGAACGUGAUACUAAAGGCUGUUAUGACAGAAUAAUAUCAGUAUUUCGAAUGUAUAUCGAUGAUUGUAAACGAUUAUGGGUCAUCGAUAAUGGACGUAAUUUCUCAGCAGCACCUGGCCCAACACAAGUUUGUCCUCCCAAGAUUGUGGCUUACGAUCUUGCAACUAAUAAACAAAUAUUAAAAUAUGUAAUACCAACAUCACAUUACAACAAUCAAACUGUUUACAAUGGAAUAAUUGUCGACAUAAACGGUGAAUUACCACCAAGAGGUCGAUGUGAACAAGGAAAAGCUUAUCUAACUGAUGCUCGUGGAUUUUCAUUGUUGGUCUUUGAUUUUGAUUUUGCUCGACGACACCAUGACUCUUGGGUGAUUUACAAUGAUUUGUUCAAAGUCGAUCCUGCGUAUGGCAAUACGACAAUCAAUGGAGAAACGUUUCCAUUUCCAGAUGGGUUGUAUACAACUACUCCAGAUAAAAAAAGAGGACUAAUGUACUUGCAUUCGUUAACAUCGGUAUCUGAAGUAGCAGUAAGCCUAAAAACUGUAAAUAAUCGGCGAAAGUGGAAAAAUAAUCCCUCUGGCAAUCAAGAUGAUUUCCAAGUUAUUGGAACUAGAAAGACACAAUGUCCAGUUCAAGCUAUCGAUUACUAUGGCAAAAAUGUCUAUUUCUCCCAAUUUGAACCACUUUCAAUACUAUCCUGGAAUCCCGACAAAAGUUAUGAACCAUCGAAUUUUAAAACUCUUGUAGUAAAUACGGACUUACUUCAAUUUGUAGCUGGCAUGAAAGUCAGAUACAAUAGGGAUGGUAAAGAAUCACUUAUUGCAAUUUCUAAUAAAUUACAGAGACUGAAUACAGGUUCAAUCAAAAUUACAGAAAAUAACUAUUAUAUUUUAUAUUGUGAACUAGAAAAAUUGCAAGCUGGCAUAGAAGAAUGUGGAGAUCUUUUUAUAAGGCAUAACGAGGAUGAUUGUGAAAAAUGA
Episyrphus balteatus (marmalade hoverfly) is the source of this 1430-nucleotide messenger RNA. Its product is annotated as major royal jelly protein 3-like. Gene Ontology annotation, cellular component: extracellular region. The record is from RefSeq and is a predicted model, not a curated record. The coding region runs from base 105 to 1430 and encodes 441 amino acids. The transcript is spliced from 5 exons. NCBI's taxonomy places the organism in Eukaryota, Metazoa, Arthropoda, Insecta, Diptera, Syrphidae.